AUGUUCAAAUCCGCAUCCACAAAAUCCGUUCGUCAAGUGUUGAAGAAGAGUCCACCAACAUCAAGUUUGACGAUUCCAUCAUCAUCUUCGUUUGUUGUUAGAAAUCAUUACGUUUCAAUCAAUCCAACAACCGGAAAGGAAUCCGAGAAGAAGUUUACAAGUUUGAGUAAUGAACAAUUGGAAGAGACGAUUCAAGCAAGUUGGAAAUCAUUUGAGGCUUGGAACCCACAAUUGUAUGGUGUCAAUCCAAAGGAACUCUCAGACCUCAUCAGAUGGCGUUGCGAAUCCGUCAUGAAUCCUCUCGCUGAACUUUUUGAUUCUAAAAAGAAUGAAUUGGCAAAAUUGAUGGCUUUGGAUAUGGGUAAACCACUCGCACAAGGAAUUGCUGAGGCCGAGAAGUGUGUGCUGCUCAUUCGAUAUUAUGCAAAGAAUGCCGAAAGUAUUAUGCGUGAUAGAAUUGUUACAGAGAAUGAAAAGCACAUCAGCAAGGUGGUUUAUCAACCAUUGGGACCAAUUUUGCAAUGUGCACCAUUUAAUUUCCCAUAUUGGCAAGUGAUUCGAUUUUGCAUUCCUGCAAUGCUUGCUGGUAAUACCGUUCUAAUUCGUCACAAUCAUCAAGUUCCUCAAUGUGCAGAAUCUAUUAAUCAUCUUUUCGCAGAAGCUCUUGAUAAGGGUAAUGCACCAAAAGAAUUGAGAAAAAUCUAUCAAAAUGUUUUUCUUGAGAAUGAACAAGUGAGUACUGCGAUUGCUCAUCCAAAAGUCCGUGGAGUUGCUUUCACUGGAAGCACACAAGUGGGUAAAAUUAUUGCCACACAAGCAGCAGCAAACCUUAAAAAACAUGUUUUGGAAUUGGGUGGUGCUGAUGCUUUUAUUGUUCUCAAAGAUGCCGAUUUGGAACUUGCUGUCAAAAAUGCUGUCACAUCAAGAAUUAACAAUUGUGGACAAACAUGUAUUGCUGCUAAAAGAUUUAUUGUUGAGAAGGAUGUUUUGCCCCAAUUCGAAAAGAUGCUUGUCGAGAGAGUGAACAAACUUGUUGUGGGAAAUCCUCUUGAGAACGGUGUUGAAGUCGGACCAAUGGCAAGAAAGGAUCUUAGAGACAAGUUGGAUGAACAAGUUCAACUCUGCAAACAACAAGGAGCUAAAGUGUUGACUGGAGGAUUCAAAUUGAAGGACAAGGAAGGAUGGUUCUACGCACCAACUGUGUUGAGUGGUGUCACACCAGACAAUUUUGCUUUCCAAAAUGAACUUUUUGGCCCAGUUUUUGUAGUCAUUGCUGCCGAGAAUGCAGAUCAUGCCGUGAGUUUGGCAAACGAUAGCAUUUAUGGACUUGGUGGAAGUGUGUACUCGAGGGAUUGGAAGAAGGGAAUGAAAUAUGCUGAAAAAUUAGAAUGUGGCCUAGCAUUUGUGAAUGGAAUUGUAAGAUCGAGUCCAGAUCUUCCAUUUGGAGGUGUCAAAGAGAGUGGAUACGGACGAGAGUGUGGACCUGAGGGAAUGUUGGAAUGGUGCAAUGUAAAGACCAUGUCCAUUGAAAAGUAA
This is a messenger RNA of Naegleria fowleri, 1536 nucleotides long. RefSeq lists its product as uncharacterized. The record is from RefSeq and is a predicted model, not a curated record. The transcript has 4 exons. The coding region runs from base 1 to 1536 and encodes 511 amino acids. Gene Ontology annotation, molecular function: succinate-semialdehyde dehydrogenase (NAD+) activity. Lineage: Eukaryota; Heterolobosea; Eutetramitea; Acrasida; Naegleriidae.